AAUUUAUUCCUUGAUCGAAUUGGUAGGUACGUGAGAAUCACAAUAUAAUAAGAUGAAUGCAAUGGCAAAGCAAAGAGCUGCUGAUCCUCUACUUUGUGUACUCUUCAUCAUCAUUCUGGGAACAUGUGGCAGCUGUGUGGCAAGCAGAACCAUCUUAACUUUUAUCGGGGAUCACGGGGGAGCAGGCCUUGGUAUUAGCAAGGACGUUGGAGUGGGAGUGGGUGCAGACGUGGGUGCUAAGGUGGGCCUCGGAGGCCGGCUUGGUGGGGACGUGCAGGGUGCAGCUGGUGAUCAUGGGGCCGGCGGCGGCGGAUUAGGCCAUGGCGGAGCAGAUGCUGGAGCUGGAGCUGGAGUGGGCGCUGGGGUCAAUGUCGGGGCCCGAGUUAAUGCCAGAGCGCGGGGAGGAUUACAUGGCGGUGCUGGAGCUGGCGGUGAGGAUACCAAUUACCAUCAUCGACGUCACGGAAAGCAAUCAACCAGUGGUGAUGGAGAAAGCAGCAACAUCAGGGGAUCCAGAUCAACUAGUGAUCAGAGCGGAGGACAGUCACGAGGAGACGGAGGAUCCACAAGUGCAGCAGGGGAAAAUGAAAGAGCUUCAACGAGUUCUGGAGGUGGCAGUGGAUCAAGCGGUAGUGCAGGAGGGAGUAGAAGCGCCUCACAUUCCGGUGGCAGUGUAGGAGGGAGCGGAAGUACCUCAUCUACCGGCGGGAAUGCAGGAGGGAGUGGAAGCGCCUCAACUUCCGGCAGUACUGCAGGAGUUAGUGGAAGUGCCUCAUCUUCCCAUGGCGGGGGAGAAGCGUCGAAUGGAGGAUCAAGAAGUGGGGGUGGAUCCAGCAGCGGCAGUGCCUCUUCUUCGGGUGGCAGUGGGGGGUCCUCGUUUGGAGGAUCGAGAAGUGGUGGCGGAUCUAGCGAAAGUGCCCACUCGUCUUCUGGCGGCAAUGCAAAAGGGAGUGGAAGUGCCUUGACUUCCGGUGGUAGUGCAGGUGGAAGCGGAAGUGCCUCGUCUUCUGAUGGUAGUGCAGGAGGAAGUGGAAGCACCUCAACUUCCGGUGGUAGUGGAGGAAGUGGAAGCACCUCGACUUCCGGUGGUAGUGCAGGAAAAAGUGGAAGUGCCUCGUCUUCUGAUGGUAGUUCAGGAGGAAGUGGAAGCGCCUCGACUUCCGGUGGAAGUGGAAGCGCCUCAACUUCCAGUGGUAGUGCAGGAGGAAGUGGAAGUGCCUUGUCUUCUGAUGGUAGUUCAGGAGGAAGUGGAAGCACCUCGACUUCCGGUGGUAAUGCAGGAGGAAGUGGAAGCGCUUCGAAUUCCGGUGGUAGUGCAGGAGUAAGUGGAAGUGCGUCGUCUUCUGAUGGUGGGGGGUGCAGCAUUGAAUGGAGGAUCACGAAGCGGGGGUGGAUCCAGCGGCAGUGCAGGAGGAAGUGGAAGUGCCUCUUCUUCGGGUGGCGGAGGAGGGUCCUCAAGUGGAGGAUCGAGAAGUGGCGGCAGCGGUGGAGGAGCGUUGUCCCAUGGAGGUGGCAACGGGAGAAGUCAAUCUUCAACUUCUGCUGGAGCGUCGUCUAGUGAGGCUGCAGACAACAAUGGGGAUGUUUCCAGUGGAUCAGGCGGAGGAAGAAGUGGAAAUGCGGGUGCCGGAGACAGCGGAGGAGAGCAGGCAGCAAGUGGUGGCGGACGCGGGAGAAGUGGAAGUGACGCAGGAGACAACGGGGGAGGAGAGCCCGUUAAAUCUAGUGGAAAUGACGCCUCUUCGGAAGGAGAUUCCUCCCACUCACAUAGAAGCCACAGCCCCCGGGGAGGCGGAGGCGGAGGAGCUAAUGCCGGCGUUGACGGAGGUGUAUCGGUAGGGGGUGGAGCAAACGUCGGUGUAGGUGUGGGGCUCGGUGGCGCAGGGGGUUUGGGAGGAGAUGGAGGGAUCGGUGGCGGUGAUGGAGUAGGUGGGGGUGGUGCGGGCGGUGCGGGAGUGGGGGCGAAUGCGGGUGUGGGUGCUGGUGCUAACGUCUUUCUCGGGGGAGGUGUUCACGGAGACGGCUUUGCCGGCGGCGAAGGUGACGGCGAACUCGGCCACUCCACAAUUCCUUGAUCGAUCGAUCCACUACUUUUAAUUAGUUUUGGUGCUCACUAAUUAGCCGCAACGCUCCCUCAAUACAAAGGAAAGGAGAGAGGAGUACUUAGCUUCAUUAGUUCCUUAUUUCAUUUCCUUUUUCAUCUUCUAAGGCAUUCAUUCCCCCCAACGGAAUUAAUAAAUACAUACAAUGUAUAUAUAAAUAGGAUAAUAAAUACGUUUUCUUGUCAAAGUCGAGUUUUUUUUUUUUGGAUGAGUCAAAGUCGAGUUUAUACCCAUUAAAAAAUAAUAGAGCAAAAUUUCUCUAAAUAGAGUUGUGCAAGUCCUACUGUCAAAAAAAAGAGUUGUGCAAGUCCUAUUUUGAAAAGAAAAUAGUGUGAUUUUAUAUGUAUAUAUUGGAUAUUUCCUCAUUGUUUAUUAAUCAUCUUUCUUUUGAGAAGCUUUGAUUUCACCUUCUUAAUAGCCAUCAUUGCUGUAAACUUUUUGUUGUUACUACGUAUUAUUUACUCCAAUAUUAUUGUUUAGCAA
Cuscuta epithymum is the source of this 2585-nucleotide messenger RNA. The record is from the annotation of a GenBank genome assembly. Lineage: Eukaryota; Viridiplantae; Streptophyta; Magnoliopsida; Solanales; Convolvulaceae.